UCCGUCCACUACACUUCCCUAUCCGCCGCCCCCGCCCCCCGCAUGCGACACCACGUGUCCAUCACCCAUCUCCGUCGCCCCCGCGCCCCCAUUCCUCCGCGCGCCCUCCCCGAGGUGAGAUCACCGCAUCCUUCUCCUGCUCCGACUUGCGCUCCCCAUCGCCGCUCCACGCCCCAUGACCGUGUCCACGAGCCCCUAUAACUAAGCCCCGGCCCCGAGCCAAAUCCCUCCCGCCACCCCGUCCCAGCACCCCCGCAUUUGGAUGGAUUCGGCGGCCUCUACAAAUCGCUCCCCGCUGCGCCCCGCCGCCGCCGCCACCGCGCGCCGAAGCAGCAGCUCCGUCCGCCCCGCGCUUCCUAACCGUGUGGCAGCGAGCAGGCUUGGGGUCGCGCCCGGGUGCGGAGGAGGGCAAUUCGGAAAGGCACAGCGAUUUAGGUCCGUGCGGAGUACCUCGGUGGGAGCUCAGACUGGUAAUGCUGGGAGAAUUGUGACCGAGGAAAGGGAAAGCGCAACGGCGGGUACCGAAAUGCCCUUGAAAUAUUCUUCCGGCAAAGCAUCCCCUCUAGGAGUGUCGCAGGUUGAAAGUGGUCUCAACUUUGCGAUUUUCUCUCAAAAUGCUUCUUCUGUCACCCUCUGCAUCAAGCUUCCUGAGAGAGGAACCAAGGAUGAAGAAAGUGAAAAAGUUGUGGAGUUUGCUUUAGAUUGCCAGAAGAACAAAACUGGAGAUAUAUGGCAUGUGUCGGUGGAGGGGUUGCCCACUUCUGGAGUUCUUUACGGAUAUCGUGUUAAUGGUCCUCAAGGAUGGGAACAAGGCCAUAGGUUUGAUAGCAACAUUAUUCUUCUUGACCCUUACGCGAAACUAGUUUCUGGUCGAAAUUACUUUGGGGUUGAUAACGGGAAGCCCAGCCAGCCUUUUGGAACAUAUGAUUUUGAUAGCUCUCCUUUUGACUGGGGUGCUGAUUACCAGCUUCCAAAUUUGCCUGAGACAGAUCUAGUUAUAUAUGAAAUGAACGUUCGCGCUUUCACUGCGGAUGAGUCAAGUGGGCUUGAUGCAGCUGUUCGCGGAAGCUACCUAGGAUUCAUCGACAAAAUCCCGCAUUUGCUUGAACUCGGAGUUAAUGCAGUGGAGUUGCUACCUGUUUUUGAGUUUGAUGAGCUGGAGUUGAAGAGGUACCCUAACCCAAGGGACCACAUGGUCAAUACAUGGGGUUAUUCUACAAUCAAUUUUUUUGCUCCCAUGACCCGCUAUGCAAGUGCUGGUGGUGGACCAUUGGCUGCUUCCAGAGAGCUCAAGCAGAUGGUCAAGGCAUUGCAUAAAGCUGGUAUAGAGGUUAUUCUGGAUGUCGUUUACAACCAUACAAAUGAAGCAGAUGACGCUAAUCCUUAUGUUACUUCUUUUCGUGGCAUCGACAACAAGGUUUAUUACAUGUUAGAUCCGAAGAACAACUCUCAACUGCUGAACUUCUCGGGAUGCGGGAAUACACUAAACUGCAACCAUCCUGUGGUCAUGGAACUCGUACUCGACAGCUUGAGACAUUGGGUUACGGAGUAUCACAUAGAUGGAUUUCGGUUUGACCUUGCAAGUGUCCUUUGCCGUGGACCAGAUGGCAGUCCUCUUGAUGCUCCUCCACUCAUCAGGGAAAUUGCCAAAGAUUCUGUGUUAUCUCGAUGCAAGAUAAUUGCUGAACCUUGGGAUUGUGGAGGUCUUUAUCUAGUAGGGCGUUUCCCUAAUUGGGACAGGUGGGCUGAAUGGAAUGGAAAGUACAGAGACGAUCUUCGAAGGUUCAUCAAGGGUGACCCUGGUAUGAAGGGGGUGUUGGCAACUCGUGUGUCUGGAUCUGCUGAUCUCUACCAGGUGAACCAGCGGAAGCCUCAUCAUGGUGUGAACUUUAUAAUAGCACAUGAUGGGUUCACCUUAUGUGACCUUGUUUCAUACAACUUAAAGCACAACGACGCUAAUGGAGAAGGUGGACGUGAUGGAUGCAAUGAUAAUUUUAGCUGGAACUGUGGUGUUGAAGGAGAAACAAAUGAUUCAAAUGUAUUGGCUCUGCGUUCGAGACAAAUGAAGAACUUCCAUGUGGCAUUAAUGAUUUCUCAAGGCACCCCGAUGAUGUUGAUGGGAGAUGAAUAUGGUCAUACACGUUAUGGAAACAAUAAUAGCUAUGGACAUGAUACCUGCAUAAAUAAUUUCCAGUGGGGACAGUUGGCGGAAAGAAGAUAUGGCCAUUUCAGGUUUUUCUCAGAGAUGAUUAAGUUUCGUCAGAACCACCCAAUACUGAAACGGGACAGGUUUCUCAGUAAAAAUGAUGUCACUUGGCACGAGGAUUGUUGGGAUAACCUGGAAAGCAAAUUCUUGGCAUUCACGAUACACGACCAUAAUUCUGGUGGAGAUAUCUAUUUGGCAUUCAAUGCCCAUGACUAUUCUGUGGAUGCUGUGAUUCCCCCAGCCCCUCAACAUAAACACUGGAACCGUGUGGUGGAUACCAACCUGGAAUCACCAAACGAUAUUGCACCGGAAGGGGUGCCACUUACUGGAUCAGGGUAUAGAAUUGCUCCAUUCUCUUCCAUCUUGCUCAAGGCAAGCCCAUAGAUUGGAGUAGACAAGCCAGAGUCUGAAGGAAGCAUGAGAAUAAUGUCAGUUUCGACUCAUUUUGGUGACUUGUCGGUUGGUAAAAACAGUAUGCUGAUCUUACCCUCCGAGCCCUAGACAACGCCUGCUGCAAAGCGUGACAAACUCUUGAGCUGGGAGUCGGGCGCAUCUCUGUGAAAUCGAUCGACGGAAGCUACAGUUGCAACUGGUAUAUAGAACUUUGUCUAAUAAUGGCACACUUUGUUUCCACUGUUCCACAUGUAAGUAGACUGAAGUUGCUAGUCAUUUAGCUGAGGAUAAGAAGUCUCGAGGGAAUCUAGUCCAUAGCUAUCUGUUCUUUCAUUCUUCAAAUGCCCAGCGAAUGGCUACCAAGCUCUUUGUUCCUAUAAUAAUGUGGCACGGAAUGCCCUCGUUUGCAACUUAAUUUGUGCCUUUGUGACAUUAUAACAUUCUAGAAUAAAGAUACGAGGGGUGCAUUUGCCUUGAAAGGCCCCA
This is a messenger RNA of Triticum dicoccoides, 3085 nucleotides long. Its product is annotated as isoamylase 3, chloroplastic-like. Gene Ontology annotation, biological process: carbohydrate metabolic process. NCBI's taxonomy places the organism in Eukaryota, Viridiplantae, Streptophyta, Magnoliopsida, Poales, Poaceae. The transcript is spliced from 24 exons. The coding region runs from base 263 to 2590 and encodes 775 amino acids. Gene Ontology annotation, molecular function: hydrolase activity, hydrolyzing O-glycosyl compounds. The record is from RefSeq and is a predicted model, not a curated record.